AGGCCAGCUGGUUGAUGCAAGUUAAGGGACAUUCUGGAGCAUUGUACACACUUUUUCCAGAAGUAAAUUAUUGUACAUGCGCCGCUUUUAGGUAUAUCCAUGUGAAUAAAUUAUCUGAAAACAAUAUCAGGUUCUAACAGAACGGUCUACUUUCACUUGUAAGCACGUUCUGGCAGCUUGGCUGGCCAGUGUUGAUAACGGAAAGUUAUUACACCAACAAUUAACACAAAAACAAUUUGAUAAUUUAUUGCUAUACCAGGUUUCGAAUAAACAUGAUGCCCUCUAAUGCAGAAGACUACAUACUGAUUGCAAAAAUAGGAUUGACAAAUCUGAAGAUUGUAACACAGUUAUUAAAAGCUAUCAACUUUAAGGAGAUAGCUACUUGCCUCGGUAGUAAAAAUGGAUUGAAAAUCACAGUUGAAGAUUCAAAAUGUAUGCAGGCCAGUGCAUAUAUCCCAUCUACAGUUUUCGAUGAAUUUGAAUUAAAGGAGGACGUAACGUUUUCGUUGAGUCUAAACAUAUUAGUGGAGUGCCUUUGUAUGUUCUGGCCCACCACGCAAGAGGAUUCCGUCGUAGUGCAAAUAUUUUACAAAGGCACAGGUUAUCCCGUAAGCGUUAUCAUUGAAGAAGACGGGAUCAUAACGGACUGCUCAUUAAAAACUUUAGAAGUAGACACAUUAUUAGACUUUCAUCUCGAAACGGAAAAUGUCGUUAAUAAAGUAGUAUUGCAAACGGAAUUACUGAAAGAUGUCAUGGCCGAGUUAGAUCCGACUAGCGAACUAGUCGAGUUACGUUUAUCGCCAGAAGAGCCCUUCUUCAGAAUUAGCACGGAGGGCCUAGGCGGCAUAUGUCACAUCGACUUGCCGCACGAUAGUGAUUUAGUAGAUACCUUUCAAUGUGUGUCAACGGCGACGUCAAAUUUCAAACUAGCGCAUAUUAAACCGGCGAUGAAAGCGUUAUCGUGCGCCAACAAGGUUUCCCUAAGAACCAAUAACGCCGGCCUGUUGUGUUUUCAGUACAUGAUUAAAACCGAAAACGGGCACACUUGUUACAUGGAAUAUUACAUAUCUCCAUUACUUAAUAUGGAUGAUUAAACAGUGAUGAUGCACAUCAAGUCAGAAAUGAAUACCUAGAUGGCGAGAUCCAUGUAUAAAAAUUACUUUAAUAAAUAUUUAAAUAUUUUGUAUAUA
Messenger RNA from Monomorium pharaonis (pharaoh ant), 1190 nucleotides. It is a transcript of the gene Rad1, whose product is annotated as cell cycle checkpoint protein RAD1. NCBI's taxonomy places the organism in Eukaryota, Metazoa, Arthropoda, Insecta, Hymenoptera, Formicidae. The coding region runs from base 273 to 1094 and encodes 273 amino acids. Gene Ontology annotation, biological process: DNA damage checkpoint signaling; DNA repair. Gene Ontology annotation, cellular component: checkpoint clamp complex; nucleus. The transcript is spliced from 6 exons. The record is from RefSeq and is a predicted model, not a curated record. Gene Ontology annotation, molecular function: 3'-5' exonuclease activity.